AUGUCACUUCCGGCCUACGUAGGAUACAACUUCACUGAGACCCUCCACGGAGACACAUAUCCCUUCAUCGACUCAUCCAACUCUACCCACAAAUCCAACUCUGUCUUCAUUACCGGUGCCUCUAAAGGCCUAGGCCGGAGUAUCGCCAUCUCGUUUGCUCGAUCUGGUGCCUCUAAAAUCGGAGUCGGCGCUCGUUCAUCUCUUGACUCUCUCGAGUCCGAGAUCCUCGAGGCUGCAUCGAAAGCAGGACACCCUGCGCCACAAGUUGUGAAGGUAGAACUCGACGUGCUCGAUAAAGAGAGCGUCAGGAAGGCUGCGCAGGAGGUGGACAAGGCAUUCGGAGAAGGAGGAGUGGAUAUUUUGAUCAACAAUGCUGGGUGGAUGGAGAUAUGGAAACCGAUGGGCGAGGUUGAUGUGGAUGAUUGGUGGUAUACUUGGGAGAUUAACGUGAAGGGGCUGUUUUUGGCGACGCACGCGUUCUUGCCGUUGCUUCUGAAGAGUAAAGCGAAGACAGUUAUCAACCUGAGUUCGAUAGGGGCUCAUGUGGUGAUGCCGGGGGCGUCAUCGUACCAGUCGAGCAAGCUAACCGUCCUGCGUCUGACCGAGUUCAUGAACGCCGAUUAUGGUGCCCAAGGCCUUUUAGCAUAUGCCGUUCAUCCCGGAGGUGUGUUCACCACGAUGGGGCCCCGCAUGCCCAAAGAGUUGCAAGGUGGCCUGACCGACACGCCUGAACUAUGCGGAGACUCUCUCGCUUUCUUGACUCGCGAGAGGAGAGAAUGGUUGGCUGGCCGUUACAUCAGUUGUCCCUGGGAUAUGGAGGAGCUCUUUUCAAAGAAAGAGGAGAUUGUGAGUGGGGAUAAGCUGAAGGUCCGGAUGGUUGUGUGAUUAUGUUCGUCCCAGAACGGCC
Messenger RNA from Stereum hirsutum FP-91666 SS1, 907 nucleotides. Its product is annotated as NAD-P-binding protein. Gene Ontology annotation, cellular component: cytosol. The record is from RefSeq and is a predicted model, not a curated record. The coding region runs from base 1 to 885 and encodes 294 amino acids. The transcript has 5 exons. NCBI's taxonomy places the organism in Eukaryota, Fungi, Basidiomycota, Agaricomycetes, Russulales, Stereaceae. Gene Ontology annotation, molecular function: oxidoreductase activity.